This is a messenger RNA of Diplodia corticola, 1539 nucleotides long. RefSeq lists its product as uncharacterized. The record is from RefSeq and is a predicted model, not a curated record. The coding region runs from base 1 to 1539 and encodes 512 amino acids. NCBI's taxonomy places the organism in Eukaryota, Fungi, Ascomycota, Dothideomycetes, Botryosphaeriales, Botryosphaeriaceae. The transcript is spliced from 4 exons.
AUGGCACCCACAAGCGGCCAGACUUUGGCAAUAUCCAUGAGCUCCUCAUGGAAAGGCUUUGUCAGAUCAUGGAUUUUCGUCCCGUUCGGAUUGGUUGUCAUGCUAUAUUUCGUCCUGGCACUUGACACUCUCAUUGGUCUUGGCACCGUGUCAUUCCCCGCCAGUGUAGCAUGCCUUCUGAUUCUGUUCUUCGGACUGCUGCUGGCCGAUCUCGUGCUGAGCAAGAAGAACAUGGAAACACUAUUGAAAGUCAUAGACGUCCCAAUCGGAUUCGCCCUCCGUACGAUGAACCUUUACUUCACACCCAGCUUCAUCCUUUUGCCGCUCAGCAACAUGAUCAGCGGUGCAGAGAUUGGCGUUCUGAUCGGCGUCUUCAUUGUGGGAUACGUCGUUCAGUUUGCCGUAACGGCCUACACCUCACGGGCUAUCCAGCUCUUGCUCCGACAGUGGCAAAAGCGCAGCAACUCCGCUUCAGAAAAGCCAGAGGCAGACGAGGCGCAAAGUGGCAGUCCGUCCGACCACCCAGCAACGCCAGACGACAGUUCCAAAGACGAACCAUCCCACGAAGCCACCGGCGGUGCGCAAUGCUCACCCACCUCCUCGUCCACCAGCCCACCAACAUCCCCCGACCCGCCAGCAGCCAGCCGCACCCCCUCCCGCAAACUCGCCACCACCCUCCUCAACCACCCAGACGCCUGCAUCUACCUCUCCCUCCUCCUCUUCGUCGGCCUCCCAGUCUACUACACCACCACCUACACCAUGCCCCUCUUCCUCCCCCUCAACGUCCUCACCUUCCUCCUCGCCAACGCCAUCCCCCCCAAAAUCCGGCGCCUCGCCCACCCCGUCCUCACCACCUCCCUCCUCACCGUCCUCCUCAUCUGGGCCUUCGCCGCCACCAAAUCCCUCCCCGACCCCCUCCGCACCUCCCUCUCCCUCUACCGCACCCAAACCAGCUACCUCGCCUACUUCCGCGGCACCCAGAACCUCCCCCUCCCCGGCGCCGGCGACAUCCUCGCCUCCCUCCUCGACGCCAGCAUCGUCUCCCUCGCCCUGCCCAUGUACCAGCACCGCCGCGCGCUGUGGCGCUUCUUCUUCGCGAUUUUCACUCCAUGCGCGGCGCUGGCGCUGCCGUCCCUCCUCGCGUACCCGCCGCUGUGCGCCGCGUGGGGCGUGUCCGGCGCGCGCAGCCUCGCCAUGGCGCCGCGCAGCGUCACGCUCGCGCUGGCGCAGCUGUCGGCGCGGAACCUCGGCGGGGAGAGCAGCGCGGUGUCGCCGAUUGCGGUGGUGAGCGGGAUUUCGGGCCCCAUCUUCGGGCCGACGAUUUUGAGGGUGUUGGGCGUGCCGGAGGAUGAUUAUGUGACGUGGGGCGUCGUGCUUGGGGCGAAUUCGUCGGCGAUCGCGACGGCCAUGUUGUUGGAGAAGGAUCGGCGGGCGGCGGCGUUGAGCUCGCUGUCCAUGAGCAUUUUCGGGAUCCUGUUCAUCGUGCUGACUGCGAUUCCGGAUGUCGUGAGCUUUGUCAGGGGCUCGGUGGGGUUGUGA